GUAGUUGUUCAAAUCAUGACUGAAAUAUCACUGACAACACAGCAGCUGCUGAAGAUGAGAAUAACAUUGUCACGUGAUCAUCGCGGAAGUGACAGUAGCUGCUAAACUUUUUGUGGAUGCGGAAGAACAACAAACCUUUAAGAUGUUUGCCGAGUGAAAUUGUAAAAUUAAAUAUAGUAAGUUGCAUGUAACAAGGAGAAAAGAGGGGUAGCUGGUUUGUAGACUUUUUUAAAGCGUCAGACUUCAUUUUGAACGAGAUCUCAAGCCCUAAUGGCUGGUGGUAAUUUACAGAAAGCUAUAGAUCUUGCUAGUAAAGCUUCAGAGGCAGACAAGGCCAAGAACUACGAAGAGGCCCUCAGAUGUUAUCAGCAUUCGGUGCAGUACUUCCUUCAUGUUGUCAAAUAUGAGGCCCAGGGUGAUCGAGCCAAACAGAGCAUCAGGGCCAAGUGUGCUGACUAUCUGGACAGAGCUGAGCAGCUGAAAGAAUAUCUGAGUAAGAAGGAGAAGAGUCCUCCGGCCAAACCUGUCAAAGAGUCGCAGUCUGGUGACAAAGGUAGUGAAAGUGAUGAAGGAGAUGACCCAGAAAAAAAGAAAUUCCAAAAUCAGCUCUCAGGUGCCAUUGUCAUGGAAAAGCCAAACAUUAAGUGGGACGAUGUAGCUGGACUUGAAGGAGCCAAAGAAGCCUUAAAAGAAGCCGUAAUCCUGCCCAUCAAAUUCCCUCAUCUGUUCACAGGAAAGCGAACUCCUUGGCGAGGGAUCCUUCUGUUUGGCCCUCCAGGAACAGGAAAGUCCUACCUGGCUAAGGCGGUGGCCACAGAAGCCAACAACUCCACCUUCUUCUCCAUCUCCUCCUCUGAUCUUGUCUCCAAGUGGUUGGGGGAAAGUGAAAAAUUGGUGAAGAACCUGUUUACUUUAGCUCGAGAGCACAAACCCUCCAUCAUUUUCAUAGAUGAGAUUGACUCCCUCUGUGGCUCCAGGAACGAGAACGAAAGUGAAGCAGCACGCAGAAUUAAGACAGAGUUCCUCGUCCAGAUGCAAGGUGUUGGAAAUGACAAUGAGGGAAUCCUGGUCCUCGGAGCAACAAAUAUACCCUGGACUUUGGACUCAGCUAUAAGGAGACGGUUUGAAAAGCGAAUCUACAUUCCUCUGCCAGAGGAACACGCCCGUUCCUCCAUGUUCAAACUGCAUCUGGGCUCAACCCCCAACCACCUGACAGAGGCAGACUUCAUCACUCUGGGCAAAAAAACGGAGGGCUACUCUGGGGCAGACAUCAGUGUUAUCGUCAGGGACGCCCUCAUGCAGCCUGUCAGGAAGGUUCAGUCAGCCACUCACUUCAAAAAGGUUCAAGGGUCAUCGUGGAACAAUCCCAACGUUGUGGUGGAGGACCUGCUGACUCCGUGUUCGCCAGGAGAUCCCAACGCCAUAGAGAUGACAUGGAUGGACGUUCCUGGGGAGAAACUUCUGGAGCCAGUUGUGUCUAUGGCAGACAUGCUGAGGUCACUGACAAACACCAAGCCGACAGUGAACGAGCAGGACCUGGAGAAGCUAAAGAAGUUUACUGAAGAUUUUGGUCAAGAAGGCUGACACUACUCGUGCUCCGCUCAUGAACAGGGCUGCACUAAAAAUUAUUCUCAGUCACUUAUGAUUUUGAUUCAUCUUUUGCUUUUGUUGGUUUUAAAAUAAUGGAAAAUGUCUAUCACAGGUUUGUGAAACCCAUAGUGCUUAGUUUCUUAGUCUGGCAGUAAAAAAAAAUCUAAAAAAGUCUACAUUACAUUAAGAUAUGGGGAAAAUAUACAGAAAACAAGUUAAUAUUGAUGUAUUGUUUGCUGUUAAUGAAAACAAAACCAAUUAGUGAUCAAAGUCCAAAUUGAUUACAUUCUCAACUUUCAAUCAGCCGUUUGUGAUCACUAAUUCAUUACUUCGCAAAGGCUCAUGUUUACAUCUUUAUUGUAUAUUUGCAAGAUUUUAUAUUUCUUUUACUUCGCAUGUCUCAAACCAGAGUGCUAAUGGUCUUUAUUUUUGUAAGACAAAUGUGUCACCAUUACUGUUCUACAAGUAUGUACGGGUAGGCAGCACUCCUGCAGAGGGUCAAUGCAUCUUUCCAGCACUACAUAUCUUACUGUAGUUUAAGGGGGAUUAUAUUGUGCUUAACAGAAUUAGUUGCAUGGUUGUCUUUUAUAAAUGGGAGGUUAUACUAUAACACUGAAAAAUCACUCUCCUUUAAAACACAAAAUACUUUUUAGGGCUGUAAUUACUGCACACCUCAUACAUAUUUGCAAGUCCUUCUAAAAACUGCAAUGAGAUGAGGGUAUUCUGGGUUUCUGUAAUGCUGAAUUUUACAGCACAGUUUUGAUCUACAUAUUUUCUACUUUCAAGUUUCAGACUGAUAAAGCCUGCCAGGAUGGUCAAACUGUGUUGUGUAUGGGGCUGGGAUCUGCCCGUUUUUUCCAGGGGGUUACAGAAAUAAAACUUACUGUGGUCAUUUGCACUUUUGUUGUUUGCUAAAAACAUGUUCUGUGAACAAAAGUAUCAGGGUUAAAUAAAACAAAACAAAAAAACAGCUUUGUGAAUAUAUUUAAUUGUUAAAAUACAACUCUUAAUUAACUGUCAUUUUUCUGUUAAAUGCAGGGUACCUCAUAAUUAAAUAAGUGCAUUUGAAAAGAGAGAUACAGCUAACAACAUCUGCAAACUAUAACACCUUCAGUAAAAGGACAUCAAUGUUACACUGUUGCACAAGCUGAUAAUUUGCAAAAGUGAAAUUACUUUGAAACAAAUCUUACACAUCUUAAUAAGUUACUGUCAUUAAUAAAGAUGAGCAGUGUGUCUGUCUGAAAAGCAGACCAAAUGUUUUCAAGUUAGCAUAAGUGAAUAAAAUAGUCAAACUUAGCAUGUAUGGAAAAAUCUGACAAUAUUCAAGUUGUCUGGAGUGGAAAGUAAAAGUCAAAUCCAAUUGAAAUCUAACAAUCUCAAGAGAGUGAUCAGUGUUUGUGCACCUGAAAACCAAAGUACCAAUUGAAACACUUAAAAUGAAAAGUAUGAUUCAACAGCUUCCAAUGAAAAUCAAGAGAUCAUAAAUAAUGCCUGCAAAUACACGCAAGUGAUGGGGAAUAACAGCCCUUGUCACGUCAGUGCACACUGUGUACAUGCCAGGGUUUCCUUGUACAUACUUACUUAUGGUGACGACAGCAUCGUACAUCCCAUCACAACCAGAAUUCACCAAAUGGAUACUUAAAACUGCUACAGUGAAAGUGAUUAUUGCAUUGUGUGCACACAACUCCUGUCUGAACCUGCACCACCACAAAUAACCUGAGGACAUGCUGCAUAUCCACAAGCAAAACAGACAAUACAUGUCAAAUUAAGUGAAAUAAACACAACAAUUGUAAAAAACAAAAAAGUAUUCUUGAUUUUUAAGAUAAUUCUGUAAAUAUCAAGGACAACUGUGCUCCAUAAAACAGAAGCAAACCUAACAGAUGUUAACUGGGAGAACCUGAAAUUUUCAUACCACGAGUAUCAUUUUUUUUCCUGUCAGUUGUAAGAGUGAGUAAUAGUUGUAUUUUUGGGAUAAGAGCAUUCAUAUUCAGACAACACAAAGGAGAUGGAAAACAGCCACUCAGGCCAUUUGAGAAAGUGCUAACAGUAUUUACUGCAUAAAUAGGACACAUACAUAGAGAGCAGCUGCCAGCCCUCAGAAUCAUUCUCCAUAGAUGAAGCAGCUCAACAGACACACGUCACUCCAGCUCAUGUGAUGACAGAAGAAGCCGAAUGCUGUGAGCACAGGGGAAAGGCAAGCUACUACAGUCAAAA
This is a messenger RNA of Monopterus albus (swamp eel), 3804 nucleotides long. RefSeq names its product vacuolar protein sorting-associated protein 4B-like. Gene Ontology annotation, biological process: endosomal transport; vacuole organization. Gene Ontology annotation, molecular function: ATP binding; ATP hydrolysis activity. The record is from RefSeq and is a predicted model, not a curated record. NCBI's taxonomy places the organism in Eukaryota, Metazoa, Chordata, Actinopteri, Synbranchiformes, Synbranchidae. The transcript has 11 exons. The coding region runs from base 271 to 1584 and encodes 437 amino acids.